AUGGAUUGUGAGAAUAAGGAUUCUGAGCUUAGAAAAGUUGGAUCAUCUCGCACAAGCAGUGCCUGUUCUUCUCUCAGGAGGCGUUCUUUAAGUUUAUCACUUUCUCUUCCUAAACAUCUGAAUGAUGAUGACGAUGAAAGUGAAUCUGUAUCCGAAGCAGGAGAUAUCGGGGAUCGAGAGCUUCAUAGCAGUAGGUACAGUGGGAGUUUCAGGCUAAGAUUAAUUGGUGAAAAUGCACCAGAACAUGGAGUGGUUGUUCCCAUUUCAGAGGACAGUAUGUUGGAGUCUAAUGCCAAUUCAUUAUGGUCUCGUGAUCCCAAUGCUAUGAGUGGUGUUACUCCCGAGCAUAAAAAGAAUGAUGAAAAAAUAGAGGUGCCAUGGAUUUUGGAGUAUGCUUCAUGUCUCUUGUUUCUAGCUGUACUUGGAAUAUUGGGGGUUUUGUUGAGGUACGGUCUCCAAAAAUUAUUCGGACCAGGAAUAGUUGGUGCCACAUAUGAUCAUAGUUAUAUGUAUCCCGACCUGCCUUCUAACAUGGUCGGUUCGUUCUUGAUGGGUUGGUUUGGUGUCGUCUUUAAAGAGGACAUUUCCAGAAUUUCAAGUCAAUUGGCAAUUGGAUUGUCAACUGGUUUUCUAGGAAGCCUUACUACUUUCAGUGGUUGGAACCAAAAAAUGCUCGAGCUUAGUGUUGGAGGGCAGUGGGUUUUUGUAGUUCUUGGCUAUCUUAUAGGUUUAUUUCUUGUUGCCUACUCGAUCAUAUUUGGAAUUGAGACUGCCAAAGGUGCCAACUGGCUCUACAAAAGAGCCAGUAUGAAUUCAUCCAACUUGGGCACCGACUACCAUUGGAGAGCAGAUAGCUGCAAGCGCCAUUUAAUAGUAAUACUUGUUCUACUAGUCAUUCUAGCAUCGCUCUGGGGGAUGAGCAUAGGACUGGAGGUAAAUGAAUUCAGCAGUGGCAGUACAAAAGUGCAGUUGUGGCUGGGCUGCAUAGUUGGUCCAUUUGGCGUGUGGAUUAGGUGGUUCUUAGCACGACUAAAUGGACGUGGUUUAGGAAAAUCAGGCUUGCUCAAAUGGGUACCUUUCGGAACUUUGAUUGCCAAUGUAUCAGCAGCUUCUAUCAUGGCAGCACUUGCAACCUUGAAGAAAGCAGUCAACACACAGACGUGUGACACUGUUGCUUCUGGUAUUCAGUUAGGAUUAUUGGGUUGUCUAAGUACAGUUUCAACUUUCAUUGCUGAAUUUCAUGCAAUGAGAGGAAGCAAGUAUCCAUGGAGGGCGUAUGUGUACGCUUUGUGUACGAUACUUAUAUCAUUUGUCUUGGGGACACUUAUAUACUCCGUGCCUGUUUGGGUUGAAAAUUUCAGCUAGAGGAUCAAUAAUACAAGAUCAAAGUCGAUGUCGGGGUGCUUUCAAAUAGUAAGUUGUUCUCAGCAGAUCAGAUCUUCAUAAUUUGGGCUGUUGAGGUCCUUAUAUAUCUCAUGGCAAAUACAACAGUUGGCUGUUUCCCAGCUCCAAAGAAACAAGAACAAAUACAAGAGAGUGUUACAAAAUUGGGAAAUGAAAAAUCUUACCCUGAAUACGGGUAUUUAAUCAAGUGGACAGUUUAAGGAUGCAAGUUCCAGAUCGUAUUAACAACUGUUGUAACUUCAUACAUGUUACCUUCUCAAAAAGAAAAAAGACAACUGUUGUAAUUGUAGGUCAAUUUUAAUCUCAUAUUGGCAGCAUUUUAUAGUUAUUUUCUCCAAAUUGGCUUUUGGAUCUUUUGGUACUUUUUAGCCCAUAGAUAUUCUUUUAAUGAAGUAAACAAUUGUUGAGAUGUUUUCAACUUCUGAGGUUAGCACAAGACAUGGAUGGGUGGUUAUUAUAGUUUGACUAUUCAGAGACAAGGAAUGCUGGACAUUUUGCAUAUUAGUGAAGACCGGCUUAUCUUUUCUUUUUAGCUAGAAUAUGACAGUGGACUUAUAAUUAGUAAUAAGCAACUGUUGUAGAAUUUGAAUUUGUUGGAAAGAGAGAAGUAUAAUUAUGAUGGAACAA
Molecule: messenger RNA, 2031 nt
Organism: Lycium ferocissimum
Lineage: Eukaryota; Viridiplantae; Streptophyta; Magnoliopsida; Solanales; Solanaceae
Product: fluoride export protein 1
Exons: 6
Coding region: 1-1365 (454 amino acids)
Biological process (GO): fluoride transmembrane transport
Cellular component (GO): membrane
Molecular function (GO): fluoride transmembrane transporter activity
Source: RefSeq, a predicted model, not a curated record